GAGCUGGCACUGAAGUCUUUGGGAAGUGAGGGGCUCUUUCUCUUUUCUUCUCUGGACACAAACAACGAUCUGUACCUCAGUCCAGAAGAGUUCAAGCCGAUAGCUGAGAAGCUGACGGGGGUUGCUCCCAUCUCAGAAUUUGAAGAGGAGGAGACGCCUGAUCCAAGUGGGGAGACGUUGUCCGUUGUGGCUAAAUUCCAGCCUUUGGUCAUGGAAACGAUGACAAAGAGCAAAGAUGGUUUCUUGGGAAUUUCUCAUGUUGCUCUGUCUGGGCUGAGGAAUUGGACUGCCCCAGCAGUCCCUAUGAGCAUGAUGCUUGCCAGGCAGUUUAAAGCCUUUCUUCCUCCAAAGAAUAAACUGGAUCUUGGGGAUCCGUGGUGGAUAAUUCCUAGUGAAUUGAACAUCUUCACUGGGUAUCUUUCCAACAACAGAUUUUACCCUCCGCCUCCCAAGGGCAAAGAGAUCAUAAUCCACAAGCUUUUGAGCGUGUUCCACCCACGCCCCUUCGUAAAAACCCGCUUUGCUCCCCAAGGAGCUGUGGCCUGCAUCCAAGCCGUCAGCACCUUCUACUACACUAUAGCGUUCAGGAUCCACGCUGAGUUCCAGCUGAACGAGCCACCAGACUUCCCAUUCUGGUUUUCCCCAGGCCAGUUCACAGGUCACAUCAUCCUCUCCAAGGAUUCUUCCCAUGUCCGAGAGUUUAAGCUCUUUGUCCCUAACAACAGGUCCCUGAACGUUGAUAUGGAGUGGCUGUAUGGGGCGAGUGAAAGCAGCAACAUGGAAGUAGAUAUCGGUUACCUGCCUCAGAUGGAGCUGGAGUCGGCAGGGCCUUCAGUCCCCUCUGUGAUCCAUGACGAGAACGGAAAUGUGAUUGACAGCAGGGAUCCCUCAGGGGAGCCCAUUCAGUUCGUGUUCGAAGAGAUAACCUGGCAGCAGGAAAUCCCUUGGGAAGAGGCAGCCCAGAAGCUGGAAGUGGCCAUGUAUCCAUUUAAGAAGGUCUCCUAUCUUCCCUUCACACAAGCUUUUGAGAGAGCGAAAGCAGAAAAGAAGCUGGUGCACUCGAUCCUGCUGUGGGGUGCCCUGGAUGACCAGUCCUGCUGAGGUUCAGGGCGAACUCUCCGGGAGACCGUCCUGGAAAGUUCGCCCAUCCUCACCCUGCUGCACGCGAUUUUUUUUGUGAAGGAGCUGGAAGAGCUGCAGACCAACAGAGAGAAUGAGUUCUACAGCAAGCUGGCUGACCUGCACCUGGAGAAAUACAAUUUCCCCGUGGAGAUGAUCAUCUGCCUCCCCAACGGCACGGUGAUUCACCAUAUCAAUGCCAACUACUUCCUGGACAUUACUUCCAUGAAGCCUGAAGAUGUUGAAAGUAGCAUCUUUAGUUUCUCCACCAAUUUCGAAGACCCUUCAACUGCAACUUACCUCCAGUUCCUGAAGGAGGGACUGCAAAGAGCAAAACCAUACCUGCAGACCUAA
Molecule: messenger RNA, 1473 nt
Organism: Cariama cristata (Red-legged seriema)
Lineage: Eukaryota; Metazoa; Chordata; Aves; Cariamiformes; Cariamidae
Gene: SELENON
Product: selenoprotein N, 1
Exons: 11
Biological process (GO): calcium ion homeostasis; skeletal muscle fiber development
Cellular component (GO): endoplasmic reticulum membrane
Source: RefSeq, a predicted model, not a curated record